CAGAAAAAGAAUUCCAACGUAUCGUGAGUGUGAUAUACAAUCUCUAUCGAUACACCCGAAUAAUUUCAGUCAAAUCAGCUGCAAAUGCCGCAAAGAACAUUCCGUAGAAACCGAUAACGAUAACGUAUCGCAUAGAGAACGUACAGCAGUUUCUAGAGUACAGUACAGUGCAGGACAGUGACAGUGCGAUUCCAUCUUUGUGACGUGGGUGUGCUUGGAUUACAGAGUGACUGUAUUAUUGGACAUCAAGUACUUUUAAGUGUUGAUUCAUCAGCUGAUUGCUAGUGAAGCAACAGGCGCCCUUAACACACGGAGGCUGAUAAGAGUCUGUCCCCCGGUGGCCCUCCGGCCGACUCCCGACGCCCUCCUCGCCUCGCCUGCGGAGGGAGAGGCCGGCCGACCGCUGGCCCGCUCUCCUCCCUCGCCUGGCGCCAGCGGGAGUCGUGUGGCUUUGGCUCGCCCGCUCGGGCCUCUUCUCACCUCCGUCGGAUGAGAGCUUCUGACUGAAAGGGAAUCGCAAGCAGAAAGACACGAAAGCAGAUAUUUGUGUUGGAGUAAAUGGUGGUUCAGGUGACACGUAAGGGAACGCCGGAGUCUCAAGUGGCAUUCCUUGCGAGAGUAUAGAUCUGGACCGUGCUUCACAGGCACGCUCGCGUCCCCGGCGUAAGUGUCGCAGCGAAGCCGUUGUUCCAGCCAUGAAGGCCGGCCUGCGGCGGUGGGUGGAGAGCAACAGCGUCCCCGUGAGGAGCGAGGGCGGCUUCACGGUCCGCGAAAUGAGGACGACGACCGUGCUGAACGACCCGACGAACAAGGUGCGGGUCCUGGCCGUGGGCCCCGAGAACGGCGGCGAAGUGAAGAAGGUGCUCUUGCUGGGAGAGACCGGGAACGGCAAGACGCACUUCUGCAACGCCUUCGUCAACAGGGUGUUCGGCGUCGGCCUAGGAGACGACGUGCGCCUCCAGCUGCAGGACCAGAUGGACGAGGCCGGCAAGAGCUCGACGCAGAGCCAGACGGAGUACACGACGGCGUACGUGAUCUACCGCCAGGACGGGAUGCCCUAUGGCCACAACUACAUGGUGAUCGACACGGCGGGCGUGGGUGACACGGGCGGCCGCCUGCAGGAGGAGAGCAACGAGCGACAUUUCCGGCGGUGCUUGGCCGAGCACGCCUGGGUGAGGGAGCUGAGCAGCGUUGGGCUCGUGUGGAAGGCCAGUGACCACAGGUACGACGAGAGGAAGAGGGCCGUUCUGGGCAAAGUAAAGGGCCUUUUAGGCCAUGACGCGAAGCCAAUAACUGACAUUCUGGUCACGUUCUCCACCGAUGGGUCUCGCGACGCCUUCGACAUCAUGAGAGAAGCAGGCGUUGGCUACCACGGAGAAUUCCUGUUCGACAAUGCGCCUCUGUACAAGAGUUGGCCCCAGAACGAGAUGCGGAGGAAGAUGCUGGAGAUCGAGUGGGAAGUGAUGGAGGAGAGCCUCCACGCUUUCGUCGAAGCUGUAAGUCGGAGGAAGGCUGUGGAGCUGAAUGUAACAGUGAGGCUGAUACGCUCGCAGUUCGAACUUGAGGACACCAGGGCGGAGCUGCAGGCCCUUUGCCAGCAGGAGGACGAAUUUCGGCAGACCAUUGAGGAGCACGAGCGGAAGCUGCGCAGACUUGAAGGCAAAGAAUCGGAGGUGGACUGGGACGAGGUGCAGGCGUUGGACAGCAGCAGGGAAGAACUGGUCUUGCAGAACGGAAAGCACUGCCACUACUGCCCCGAAUGCAACAAGGUGUGCGUGCCUUUGUGCUCGACGGACCCUGCUAAUGAACGAACCGGGGAUGUUGUCGGGGAAGCAGCAAACGCAGGAUCAACAAGAGUAAUAUGCUCUUUUUUUAUAGAUGGUUCUCGUAACUGCCCAGAAUGUGACCAUCACCAAAUCGAUCACGAAUUCAGAAGCAGAAUCCUCGUCAAAGAUGCCACCUUCGGACAGAAAUUGGAAUUGGUCCGGAAAGCUCAGUAUGAGAGAGUCAUGGAUCAGAAAGCUGACAUUCGAGCUGAGAUUGAAGCAUAUGAUGCACAACUGAAAGAAGUCGAGAAGCAAAACAGGGGACUGAUAACCACGUGGUGCCGACUCGAAGAAAGGAUCAGCCAUUUGAAACUUGAAAACUAAAAUCGCUUAGCAAGGAACAUUGGUGUGAUGUAUAUACUUCGGGCAGAUAUGUAAAAUGCAAAGUAUUCACAAUUUUUACUGCUGAAAAUGGCAAUAAGAUGUUAACACACACAAAAAAAAAAUCGAAUUAUA
Molecule: messenger RNA, 2282 nt
Organism: Penaeus monodon (black tiger shrimp)
Lineage: Eukaryota; Metazoa; Arthropoda; Malacostraca; Decapoda; Penaeidae
Exons: 3
Coding region: 696-2150 (484 amino acids)
Source: RefSeq, a predicted model, not a curated record